Messenger RNA from Rosa chinensis, 1577 nucleotides. RefSeq lists its product as uncharacterized. Bases 178 to 1344 code for a protein of 388 amino acids. The transcript has 2 exons. The record is from RefSeq and is a predicted model, not a curated record. NCBI's taxonomy places the organism in Eukaryota, Viridiplantae, Streptophyta, Magnoliopsida, Rosales, Rosaceae.
UAUUACUCAGAACCUCGGACAACUACCAUAUAAGCAGCCCAGGAGUUGUGCUUCACACUCAUAUAUGCACUAGCUAACUUUCUUCUCUUUUAUCACUUGCUCUUCAGCUCGAUCCAAAGCUCCAAAGGUCUUCUUCUUGGUUAGAGGAAAACAGAUCCAACUUGAGUUUCUCUGGCAAUGAAGGAAACGAAAUCGAAAAUUAUUCCAAUGCAACUAACUAAUGCUUUGUGGGCAUGCAAGAACGUUUUAAUGCAACAUCUAGGGUUGACGGCAGCAAAUCAGGAGGACUGCAAGAGUGAUGCAGAGUUCCGGUCCUUCAAUGAUGCCAGCCUCAAAACCGGUACCAAUGAGAUCAUUACCAAAUUUAAGGAGGAUGGAGGUCUUUCCUUGGAUGUUUUGGACAAUGUGCUGACAAGUAUGUCUGAUUUGGGGCAAAAAACAGCUGACGCGAUCUUGGAUUUCAAAAGUAGUAAGAUGAUUCCCAUGAAGGACGAUAGCUAUAAGCUUGUGGUGAAGGAGUACUUGAGCAGCAGCUUGGAGCUGCUGGAGUUCUUUACUGAACUGGAAAAGUUUCUAGACUCAGCUAGUCGGAGCCAUUCACAUAUCGAACAUGCGAUUGAAGAGUGUAGCAGCUUGGGGAGUAAACAUGGAGUAGGAAGGGAGGAGGCCAAGAUGAUUUUGAAUAUAUUGAGUAACAUUAUGAAGACUAAUGUCAAUGACUACUCUGGUGAAAAGUUGGUCGAAAAGGCUCGUUGUUUGCUUGAGAAGCAGGAAGAAAUGAUUGACAAAUGUCGCAUUGAACAAGAGAAGCUUGGGAAGGAUCAGAAGACUAUUAAUGGUUGGAAGAAGCUCUUGAAUUAUAUAUUCAUGGGUGCUAAGUGCCUCAUUAUCGUUGUUCUAGUUGUGACAUUGGCCAAUUCUAUCAAAUCUGUUAGAGAUGGUUCGUCUGAUAUAGUUGGGGAUUUGAAAAUCAAAGCAGCAUGUUACUUUGAGGUCUCUAGUAUAGUAGAAAUAGCAGAUCACUGGAGUAGCUCCCGCCUUGAAGUAUGUCAAAAUGAUUUUAUGCUGAAGAAUGAUGCAAUGAACACAAUACAGGAAGGAGCUUUUCAUUCCAUAAAAGAAAUGGGGGAAAUUGAAGUUCUCAUCUUUAAGGUAGUAAAUUCCAUUGACUCUCUCCUUGCUGUAAGUACAAACUUUGCAAAUGGUGGAAAUGUAGAAGUGGCAAUCAAGAAUAUUAAGCUUGACCUGAAGAAGUUUUUGGAUAAAAUUAACGCUUUGGAGGAGAAAACAGAGGAAUGCAGCUCUAGAAUUUUGAAAGCAAGGCAAGCUGUUCUCGCGUGGUAACUCCAGACCUUAUCAUCUUUACGCUUCAUGUUGUAAUAAACCCCAGUUUGUGUGUUGGUUGUUUCUUUACUUCUGCUUUUAGCUAGUUUUUGGUGUUUCCUAAUUAAUAAACCCAAGUUGGGUCGUUUUCUUUUUCUUCUCUUUUCUUCCCCGACCUAGUUUGUCGGGUCUGGUAAUUUGUAAUCCUUUCUGUGUGUGGCCUUUUUUUUUCUCAAUGAAAUGUUUGGUAGCUA